GAGCAGAUGUUAGGCCAAGGCGUUACGUUGGGCAAAGCGUUGGGGGGGUUGUGGGUUUCAUCUAUGGGACUUAACAGAAGCAAGUCCAUGUCAGGUGAAUUUCCAAAUAAAGUUCCCAGCAGCACUUCCAAGGCUAAGGAAAAACAGCAGGGACUUGUCUCCCAGGAUCCUACCCAUAGCUCUUCAACCACCCCCGACUGUUCUGUUUUCAAAAAGACAAGAAAAUCUUUACGAAGUAUAGUUGAAGACCAACCAGGAAAAAGCACAGAGUUCCUUCCCACAGGUUCAAAGGAAAAGAGGAAAAAGCAGCUCAUUCCUAAAAUCAUCAUCACUCCAGCUUCAAGUGAUGAGAAUUCCUCUUCAGAGUUAGAAGAAAAGGAGCAAAAAACCAUCAGGGAUCAAACUGAUUACGGUCCCUACUACCGACACAGGAAUCCCAGCACAAUAGAGGCCUAUCAAGUUGAUCCCCGUGACAAAUGAAUUCCAGCGACAGCAGCUGCAGGCGGGAGGGAGUGAGGCACCUCCAUUUUAUCGUGACAAGUACCAAAAGACUGAAAUCUGAAGUGACCUCAGAGACGAAGAGCCGGCACCCCAUUAGAAGCUGCAAACUUGCACCUUUUAAAAUAAACUAGGCUCAGUCCCAAUGAA
Ornithorhynchus anatinus (platypus) is the source of this 648-nucleotide messenger RNA. It is a transcript of the gene SPATA33, whose product is annotated as spermatogenesis associated 33. The record is from RefSeq and is a predicted model, not a curated record. Lineage: Eukaryota; Metazoa; Chordata; Mammalia; Monotremata; Ornithorhynchidae. Gene Ontology annotation, cellular component: cytoplasm; nucleus. The transcript is spliced from 3 exons. The coding region runs from base 7 to 480 and encodes 157 amino acids.